Molecule: messenger RNA, 1762 nt
Organism: Tachyglossus aculeatus (Australian echidna)
Lineage: Eukaryota; Metazoa; Chordata; Mammalia; Monotremata; Tachyglossidae
Gene: KYNU
Product: kynureninase
Exons: 14
Coding region: 107-1486 (459 amino acids)
Biological process (GO): NAD+ biosynthetic process
Cellular component (GO): cytoplasm
Molecular function (GO): kynureninase activity; pyridoxal phosphate binding
Source: RefSeq, a predicted model, not a curated record
UGCAACAUGACCAAGUUUCUGGCUGCUCAGAUCCUCUGGAGCUGAGAGGGGAGCUGUCAGAGGAACAGCAGCAGGAGCAGAUCUUCCAGGCAACCACUGACCCAAAAUGAGCACCUCUCCCUCCGUCAUGCCGGCAGCCGUUUUGGAAGGACUCUCCGUCCAGCUUGGGUGCCAGCCCACCGAUGAGAAGCUCGCACUCUACUUGGAUCAAGAAGACGAGCUUAGAGACCUGCGAGCGUGUUUCCACAUUCCCCAAAUGAAGGACCUCCCCCCAAUUGACCCGUCUCUGUCGACCGCGGAGGACAAAGCCAUCUACCUGUUGGGAAAUUCUCUCGGACUUCAACCCAAGAAAGUGAAGGCUUACCUGGAGGAGGAACUGGACAAGUGGGCCAGGAUGGGAGCUUUUGGGCAUGAAUUCGGACGGCGUCCUUGGAUUACAGGGGACGAGUGCAUUGUGGGGCUCAUGGAAAGCAUCGUGGGAGCAGGUGAGAAAGAGAUCGCAUUAAUGAAUGGCCUCACAGUCAAUCUGCAUCUCCUGCUGUUAUCCUUCUUUAAGCCCACGCCGACUCGCUACAAAAUUCUUCUAGAAGCCAAAGCCUUCCCUUCGGACCAUUACGCCAUAGAGUCCCAGCUCCAGCUCCACGGACUUGACGUGCAGAAAAGCAUGCUGAUGAUCAAGCCGAGAGAGGGGGAGGAGACCCUGCGGACCGAAGACAUCCUUGCCCUAAUUGAGAAGGAAGGGGACUCGAUCGCAGUGAUCUUAUUUAGUGGCGUACAGUUCUACACUGGACAGCUGUUUGACAUGCCCCGGAUAACCAAAGCCGGGCAGGCCAAGGGUUGCUUCGUCGGCUUCGACUUAGCCCACGCUGUGGGGAAUGUAGAACUACGUUUGCAUGACUGGGGGGUGGAUUUUGCCUGCUGGUGCUCUUAUAAGUAUUUAAAUUCUGGAGCCGGGGGUCUCGCUGGCGCCUUCAUUCAUGAAAAGCAUGCCCACACAGUAAAGCCCACGUUAGUCGGAUGGUUCGGUCACGAUCUGGAAACGCGAUUUAAAAUGGAAAACGAAUUGCAGUUGACUCCAGGAGUCAAUGGAUUUCGGAUAUCUAAUCCUCCGAUGUUGCUGGUCAGUGCCUUGCAUGCUAGUUUGGAGGUAUUUAAUCAAACGACGAUGAGCGCGUUAAGGAAGAAAUCCAUUCUUCUCACUGGCUAUCUGGAGUACCUAAUCAAGCAUUACUAUGGCAAAGAUAAGGCCGACCCAGAGAGACCUUUUGUGAACAUAAUUACACCAUCGGACCCGGAGGAGAGGGGCUGCCAGCUAACACUGGUGUUUUCCAUUCCGAUGAAAUCCGUCUUCAAAGAGCUGGAAAAAAGGGGUGUGGUGUGUGAUACACGAGAACCGAGCGGGAUCCGCCUGUCCCCCGUUCCUCUUUACAAUUCCUUCCACGAUGUCUUCAAGUUCGUUCAAAUCCUGAGAUCUGUGAUGGUAUAGGUACCAAAACCAGUCCAACCCAUGAGAUUGGUUGCAUCCUUCAUUGGCUCUCACCCCUUGGGCUUCGGGAAGAGAACAGCGGGUGGGGAGGGGGCACAGGCUAACCCUCUUGCCCACGGCUUGGCUGCAUUCUGGGGAAUUCUGAGAGUUGAUGAUGGGGGAAUGAGGUACGCAAAGCACCCGGUUUUGGAACAUAUCUCUGGCUUCCAUGGAAGGUUUAUGGAAUCUGAAACGUUGGGUUUUCUUUGGUGGAAAAAUAAAAAUCAGUUGCCGCUA